CACAGCCGCUGGUGUCAGUAAUGUAGAUUUUAGAGAUCAAAACAUCGGAGUUUUUCACCGUUUCUGAAUAAAAUAACGUCCGUCAGUGGGCUGUUAACACCGUCACCGACCCGGGACAAACACGGUACACUACCUGUCUACCAGAACGAGCCGCCGGGAACCAUGUCUGCGGGCUCCGGGAACAGAAACACGAACACGGAACCGUGGGGAAGCUUCGAUGAUAACCUCAUCCAGGGCGGCGGCUCGGCCGUCAUCGACAUGGAGAACAUGGACGACACGUCGGGCUCGAGCUUCGAGGACAUGGGAGAGAUGCACCAGAGGAUGAAGGAGGAGGAGGAGGUGACCGCCGAGGCCGCCGCCGCCGAGGACGACCCCACCGAGGACGGAGAGUUCCUCGGCAUGAAGGGGAUCAAGGGCCAGCUGGGCCGCCAGGUGGCCGACGAGGUGUGGCAGGCGGGGAAGCGUCAGGCCUCCAAAGCCUUCAACCUGUACGCCAACAUCGACAUCCUGAGGCCGUACUUCGAUGUGGAGCCGGUUCAGGUCCGCAGCAGGCUGAUUGAGUCCAUGAUACCUGUCCGCAUGAUCAACUUCCCCCAGAAGAUCGCCGGCGAGCUGUACGGCCCUCUGAUGCUCGUCUUCACUCUGGUGGCGAUCCUGCUGCACGGCAUGAAAACGUCAGGCACCGUCAUCAGGGAGGGCACCCUGAUGGGAACAGCCAUAGGAACAUGUUUUGGUUACUGGCUGGGCGUUUCCUCCUUCAUCUACUUCCUGGCGUACCUGGUCAACGCUCAGAUCACCAUGCUGCAGAUGCUCUCCCUGCUGGGUUACGGUCUGUUUGGUCACUGCGUCGUCCUCCUCAUCACCUACAACAUCCACUUCCACUUCCUGUUCUACGUGCUCUGGCUGCUGUGUGGAGGCCUGUCCACGCUGCGCAUGGUGGCGGCUCUGCUGUCUCGUACGGUGGGUCAGACUCCUCGUCUCCUCCUCUGUGGGACGCUGUCGCUGCUGCACAUGCUCUUCCUGCUCUACCUCCACUUCGCCUACCACAAGAUCGUAGAAGGGCUGCUGGACUCUCUGGAAGGACCCAACAUGAUGCCGAUGCAGCGGGUGGCCAGAGACGUGCCUGAACUGACACUAAACGCCACAUUGAGGAGCCUGGGGCCCCUGCUGAGGGCCCACUGAGGCCCUCCACACAGAAAACAUCUCUUCAUGUUUAAGUUGAUCAGUUUCUCUAUUUGUACAUUUUUUUAUUCUCUCUGUCUGUGAUAUUUUGGGUUAUUUCAUGUUCAGAUGUAUUUAUAGUUUCUGUACAGAGACUCUAAUAAACUUUAUGGGUCAACGUGUUUGU
This is a messenger RNA of Centropristis striata (black sea bass), 1348 nucleotides long. It is a transcript of the gene yipf3, whose product is annotated as Yip1 domain family, member 3. Gene Ontology annotation, cellular component: Golgi apparatus. Bases 163 to 1182 code for a protein of 339 amino acids. NCBI's taxonomy places the organism in Eukaryota, Metazoa, Chordata, Actinopteri, Perciformes, Serranidae. The transcript has 9 exons. The record is from RefSeq and is a predicted model, not a curated record.